AAAAAAAGAUUGGGAGCAUUUGAGUUAUAUUCCUCAAAUUUUGCAAGCAAAUGGAAGAUUCAAGAAGGAAAAACCUUGAAAAAUAAAAAUAAAUAAAUAAGUCGGAGGAACAAAGCAAAGCGAAGAGGAGAGCAGAGAGGGUAAUAAAGUAGGCGAAUCCACGAUAAAACGACAGAAAGCGCGACCGGAGCAGAAACCAUGGCCGAUAAAUUGGCUCCAGAAAAGCGCCACAGCUUCGUUCACAAUGGUCAAGAGGUUUUCGAAUGGGACCAGACCCUAGAAGAGGUCAACAUGUAUAUAACUCUUCCUCCGAACGUUCAUUCCAAGCAAUUCUAUUGCCAGAUUCAGUCUAAGCAUGUUGAGCUUGGAAUCAAGGGCAACCCUCCUUACCUCAAUCAUGACCUUGCUAGCCCGGUGAAGACGGAUUCUUCUUUUUGGACCUUAGAGGAUGGAAUAAUGCAUAUAACGCUGCAGAAGAGGGACAAAGGCCAGACAUGGGCUUCUCCCAUAUUGGGUGAGGGUCAGCUCGAUCCUUAUGCUACUGAUCUCGAACAGAAGCGGCUCAUGCUUCAGAGAUUUCAAGAAGAGAACCCGGGUUUUGACUUCUCUCAAGCUCAGUUCACUGGCAACUGCCCUGAUCCAAGGACCUUUAUGGGUGGAAUCCGCACAGAUUGACAAGGUUUGGUAUCUUGCUUUAAAACUUGCAGAAUCCUGACGCAACAUUUAGUAAAUAAGACGAUCUAAUGUGUUUGUGAGGAGUCUAAACCACUCCUCCAAAUAAAAAGAAAAAAAGUGUGGCUUUGAUUGAGUCUUCUAUACUUGGUUUCAUGCAAUCUCUGUAAUAAUUUUAUCAGUAUCUUAUUGGUGUAUUAUUAUUUCGCAUUUCUUAUCAUUGUAGAAUGAGCAAAGUCCAAGUGUUGUGUA
This is a messenger RNA of Humulus lupulus (European hop), 924 nucleotides long. RefSeq lists its product as uncharacterized. The transcript has 5 exons. NCBI's taxonomy places the organism in Eukaryota, Viridiplantae, Streptophyta, Magnoliopsida, Rosales, Cannabaceae. Gene Ontology annotation, biological process: protein folding. The record is from RefSeq and is a predicted model, not a curated record. Bases 199 to 675 code for a protein of 158 amino acids. Gene Ontology annotation, cellular component: cytoplasm.